Pollicipes pollicipes is the source of this 1648-nucleotide messenger RNA. RefSeq names its product protein BANP. Lineage: Eukaryota; Metazoa; Arthropoda; Thecostraca; Pollicipedomorpha; Pollicipedidae. Bases 117 to 1580 code for a protein of 487 amino acids. The transcript is spliced from 11 exons. Gene Ontology annotation, biological process: protein localization to nucleus; negative regulation of protein catabolic process. Gene Ontology annotation, molecular function: DNA binding. The record is from RefSeq and is a predicted model, not a curated record.
AAGGUCAUGGCAAUUUAGUCAAUGGUAGCGCGAGCCAGGAAGGAGGAGUUGACGGGCAGUUCAACAGACGCUCUCCGCCCCUCUUCUCUUGCAGGACACAACACAAGCCAGUGGUGAUGCUGCACAACAAACGUCACAAGUCAUGCCAUUCUGAGGACUCAUGCCCAGGGCGUGCACCUCCUGAGGACCUGGGUGUGGAUCAGACCACAUCGGAAGAUUCCUGCCCUGGUCAAGAAAUACUGCCUGACUCGCCUUCAGCAAGCUUUGUUGUCAUUGAGGAUGUGCAGGAUAAUGACAGCACGGUAGCUGACUCAGAGGCUGGGGAGGACAAGCUGCUGUCAGGACCAAGUCUGGUGAUUGGCCAGAAUGAGAUGCUGCUGCUUGAGAUGUUUGUGAGCCGGGUGGUGCAGGAGAUGGAGACACGCUACAUCUCUCGGAUGCUGGAGAUGGACAGCAAGGUGGACGCGCUGGCGCAUCUCUGCUCGGGCAUGGCCGACAAGCUGGACGCCGUGCUCGGACGGUCUGGCGGCGCCGACGCCGACGCCGAGCAGGCCGACACUGGCCGACGCUCCAGUCUGCCGGACAUCCAGACCAAGGUGGAGUCGCUGGUCCAGCUGUGCUCCAGCCUCUCGGACAAGAUGGACGCGGCUCUGCCGGCGUGCGGCCAGCAGCGGCAGCUCGCCGACGGCGGUGCCGGUGACGCUCAGACCAGGUCGCAGGCGGAGGCCGACGGCGACGCGCCCGUCUCGCUGGUGUGCGCCGCGCGCCGCGCCGACGCGCCGGUGAUCGCGCUCAACCGCGAGUCCGACUUCCCCGACGGCUCUUGGCUGGGCGACGCGGCCAACCCGCACAUGCGCGUCCGCUGCAAGAUCCACCCGCUCGAGAUGACGCGGCUGUCGCGGCACUGCGUGUCGGCCGAGAAGCUGGCCGUCACGCUGCUGGACCACCUGUUCCCGCGCGAGGUGCUGGCGGAGUCGAACAUCUCGGGCCGCGGCCGGCACUGCAAGAAACAGCUCGACCCGCUCAUGAUUUACGGUAUUUACUGUCAUCUCGUCACGCAUCAUAACGUCACGGAGAAGGAGUGGCAGCGGAUCAAGAACAACCUGGACGCCAAGUGCAGGAGCAUGUGGAAGCGCAAACAGCGUGGCAAACCGCUCGGCAUGGGCAAAUACGUCAACAAGCAACCGAGGCGGUGGACGUGCGUGGACGAGCCGGCGGCGGCGGUGCAGUCCGGCUCGCCGGGGCUCGUGUUCUCCGACGACGCCGGUAUGGUGGUGAUGGAGACGAUGCCGGUCGGCGACGUCGUGGAGGUCGAGCACGCCGACUACCUCAACACCAUGGAGCUGGCCGACUUCAGCAGCGUUAAGGUGAUACAGACGUCGAUGGCCGGCUCUGUCCGACUGCUGGGCGGCGACAGCUCCGACCUCCUGUCCUCCAACAACGUCUCGCUGCACGAGGCGAGUGCGCGGGGCGACACCGAGCGGCUGCAGGCGAACAGUCGGCAGUUCCGCGCCGUCAUACGCGAGGACCCAAUGGACGGCAAGCAGCAGCGGCUCGUGUUCAGCAGCGUCAACGACUAAGGCGCUGCGAGACACCAGCAGGGGGCUGUGGGAGCGGAGACUGGGGGAGACGUCGGCAGGGACCAGGG